Molecule: messenger RNA, 339 nt
Organism: Akanthomyces muscarius
Lineage: Eukaryota; Fungi; Ascomycota; Sordariomycetes; Hypocreales; Cordycipitaceae
Exons: 3
Coding region: 1-339 (112 amino acids)
Source: RefSeq, a predicted model, not a curated record
AUGGCUCCCAUUACGCAUGUUGUCCUGUUCGAAUUCAAGCCCGAGGUCGACAAGACCGAGCGCGACGAGCUCAGCGCUGAGAUGCUUGGCCUCAAAGACAAGUGUCUACACGCUACGACGCAGAAGCCGUACAUCAUUCGCUCGUCUGGCGGCACCGACAAUAGCAUCGAGGGCAUGCAGCACGGAGUCACUCACGCCUUUGUCGUUGAAUUUGCCUCCGCCGAGGACCGUCAGUACUAUGUCAAAGAGGACCCAGUGCACAUUGCCUUUGUCAAAAAGGUCUUUCCCAGGCUCGCCAAGCCCUACAUUAUUGAUUUCACCCCUGGCGAAUUCAACUAG